Messenger RNA from Suncus etruscus (white-toothed pygmy shrew), 540 nucleotides. RefSeq names its product transmembrane protein 220 (gene TMEM220). The record is from RefSeq and is a predicted model, not a curated record. Lineage: Eukaryota; Metazoa; Chordata; Mammalia; Eulipotyphla; Soricidae. The coding region runs from base 1 to 492 and encodes 163 amino acids. The transcript has 6 exons.
AUGGCGCCUGCGGCGGGACGCUGGGCUCCGGCUGUCUGGAGGGUCUGCCACGGCCUCAUGGCCACCUUCUUCGCGCUGGCCGCCUUCGUGCAGCUAAAUGACCCAGAUGCAGAACUGUGGAUGGUGACAUAUGCCAUACCUGCAGUGCUGACCCUGCUUGUUGGAUUUAAUCCUCACAUCACAGGUAAUUUUAUUUGGAAGAGCAUCUCUGCAAUACACAUAUUAUUUUGUAUCACAUGGUCCAUUGGCUUGUUAUACUACCUCUUGCUUCAUAAGAAACAAAGCAUCAUACAUGAGGAAGAAGCCAGGGAGCUGUUUGGCUUGUUGAUUAUAACAUCAUGGAUGAUCCUAUCAAAGAAUUCAGUUGGUGGAAGAGUUCAGUUGUUUAUUGCGAUUGUAAUUACUCUUUUCCCAUUUGUCUCAUGGGCCUACAUAUAUAUAAAUAAGGAGAUACAAGACUCCUGGCCAACUCAUUGCAAAACAGCAAUGUAAGUCAGACUAAGAAGCCUGUACAUAAAAUAAAUAUUUUAAUCAAAUUUU